Molecule: messenger RNA, 2235 nt
Organism: Suillus discolor
Lineage: Eukaryota; Fungi; Basidiomycota; Agaricomycetes; Boletales; Suillaceae
Exons: 8
Coding region: 1-2235 (744 amino acids)
Molecular function (GO): protein binding
Source: RefSeq, a predicted model, not a curated record
AUGUUAGUGCUGUUGAGUGCAUUGUUGAUGGCUGGUGUCUGGGGUCCUUGCCAGGUCGAUUCUCUUGCGCGUCAUGUUGUGGAAACAUAUCUACGUGUUCAGCUCGGAAUCAAAGCUUUCGAUGGCGCGCAUUACGAUGAAGCCACUGAUCACUUCACUGCUGCUGUUAACUCAGAUGCUUUUCUAUUGAAAUACAUUCAUUUUGCAUACCAAGACUUGACCGUGUACUUUGUGCAGCUCUUUGGCUGGGAUCUUGAGUCCUUACUGCUCACCACACACCAGAAACGGUGCCAGGCAUUCCUUUCAGUAGAAUUCAAGCAACAAUGUAGCGUGCUAUGUGCUGCCAAUGGAGAUUCCGCCCUCGCUGCGAAUGAUUAUGAUAGGGCCAUUGACCUAUACUCGGUGAUAAUCAACUCAAACUCUGCAUCUGAUGUCGUCUUUGCAAAUCGUAGCAAGGCAAAGUUGGGCAAAAUGCUAUGGAUGGAUGCACUUCUCAAUGCGCAGAAGCUCAUCAAACUGGACUCUUUGUCUUAUCUUGGAUACAACUUGAAGCAUGCAGCGCUUCAUGAAUGCUCUCGAUAUUGGACAAUGCACCUGAUGUUCAGACAUGAAGUUAUCGAUGCCCAACUCGACAAUGCUCCGCUGCGUGUACUCGACACCACCACAGGUCUCUUAUGCGAUCGAGAGACGCAGAUAGGCACCUUCAAAAUGAGCAUGCUUUAUAAGGAGCUCGUGUCAUCAACAAUCACGCAUGCAGACUUGUACAUUGCGCACAUCAAAGAAGUGGUGAAGAGAUACCUGCAAUGUGCCAUGCUAUCACACAGGUGGGAAGGGAAGGAGCCACUGCUGCAGGAUAUCCAGGGCAAGUCUGUGUACGACUCGGAGUUGGAUCCAGUUGGCGGCAUUACGAAGUUGCGGUCGUUCUGCAGAACUGCUCGUGAUGCGGGGUAUUGCUGGGCAUGGAGCGAUACAUGCUGUAUCGACAAGAGCAACAAUGUCGAAGUCCAAGAAUCGGUCAACUCCAUGUUCAUAUGGUAUCAUCAUUCUGCGCUCAUGAUCGUCUACCUGUCUGAUGUUCCGCCUUCAUCAAAGUCUGGCGGACUGACAAGGAGCGCUUGGAACACGCGCGGAUGGACGUUUCAGGAAUUCAUCGCUCCCAAAGUCAUUCUAUUUUAUCAGAACAAUUGGACUCUUUAUCGUAAUGAUCGUACUCCCAACCACAAGGAUUCCAUCGCAAUCAUGCAGGAGAUGAAGGACGCGACGGGCAUAGACAGACCAGUCAUUGUGGCCUUCCGUCCCAGCAUGCAUAACACGCGAGAAAAACUCCAUUGGGCGUCAACCCACGUUACCGCACGUCAGGAAGACAUCGCAUACUCUUUGUUUGGCAUCCUCAGUGUCCGUCUUCAUGUAGAUUAUGGUGAGAAGCAGGACAGGGCUCUCGGGCGGCUCCUGCAGGAGAUCGUGGCUCAGUCGGGGGACAUCACUGGCCUCGAUUGGGUCGGAGAAUCAUCAGAGUUCAACAGCUGUCUACCGGCCUCCAUCACUUUGUAUGAAGCUCCACCAUGCCAGCCACCACCUCUAUCCAAGGAAGAAAUUCAGACAUCAGUUUCUUCACUGCGAAAAAUGGGGGUUGCUGAUUUCGCUUCAAACCUUUAUACUCGGCUUUGGAACACGAGCGCCCCUCACUUCGCAGCACAAAGACUGCAUCUGUCUUGUAUUGCAUUCAAUGUCACGGAAGUCAGAUGCCGGGUGGGUAGUCCAACCCCGGAAAGUCAUCUCAUGUAUAGGGUGAAGGCAGACGGACUUCACGACUUGCUUAUCACCACAAGAGAGACCCUGGUUAAAUUCUGGCCGGCAAGGCCCACUGAGCAACGAUUUCUCCUCGUCCGUCCCUGGGAUUGGUCUCUCCUGGAGCUACCUGACUUUGCAGAACUUCCAGAACCGUCUGACUAUGGAGAUGAUGCGGAGAGCGAGGAGGGUUAUGAGACAUCACCUUCUACUCCGUCGGACGACUGGUCUGGUGGUUCUUCUGUAAAACAGGAGAUGCCUCACCUAGAAUCACGAGCAUUGCAGUUGUUUGUUCGCCUUGGGCAGCCUUUCAGUGCAUUUUUGCUUAUGCAACAGCGCAGUGGAGAAUAUAAGAGGAUUGUGAUGGAUUGUGAUAUCAUUGGACAAGUCCAAGACUUGGUUUCUGUUGGAGACUUGAUGGACAUCAGGACCAUAGAAAUAUUGUAG